Molecule: messenger RNA, 698 nt
Organism: Esox lucius (northern pike)
Lineage: Eukaryota; Metazoa; Chordata; Actinopteri; Esociformes; Esocidae
Product: cytochrome c oxidase assembly factor 3 homolog, mitochondrial
Exons: 2
Coding region: 34-330 (98 amino acids)
Biological process (GO): mitochondrial respiratory chain complex IV assembly
Cellular component (GO): mitochondrial inner membrane
Source: RefSeq, a predicted model, not a curated record
AAAUGACUAGGGAUACGUUAUCUAUCUUACUUUAUGAUACAAGAAAUGGCUGAAAAAGGUGCAGAAGGAGUCAGAGAGGUCGCUUCCAUUGAUAAACUUAGUGCGGCGCAGAAACAACUCCGGAAAAGACAAGAUCUCGAUUAUUGGAAAAACAACAUGCAAAAAAUACGCAGUCGCAACCGCAUAACUGGACUACUUAUCGGGGCGUUUGUAAUCGGCAUGUUCAGCUACACCAUCCUCUCAGUGAAGCAGGAGAGAGUCAUGGAGGAUAUUGAUAAUGAGGCAAGGAUCACUUACAUCAAAGGCCCCAGGACAGGAACCAACUCCUAGGGAAGCUCCCUCGCUUGAACAGGAACACUGGUUUGGACUGUCAAGCUGUUAUACUCACCUACUGCCAGAAGAUGGCGCAAGUUACGUAGGCUUUUUGAUCAAGGGGAAGGCUCCCAUUCAUUUAGUAAUAUCAAAAUGCUUGGUAGAGGUGUAACCAUGCACACACGUCUGCUGCAGACUGAGUAUAUGUUUUUGGAAACGUGUUGACUUGCUGUGUAAUAAGUCAUUUGAUAAUAUUGAAUGGGAAUAUCUACUUAGCCUCAAAAUAUUGGGAAAAGCAGGCUAGUUGUACGUGUUUGUUCCACUGGAAUUUUAUGAAUUGAAACAAAAUGGCACUAUCAGUUCAUAAAUAAUUUCUCUUAACAGUG